Messenger RNA from Glarea lozoyensis ATCC 20868, 1128 nucleotides. RefSeq lists its product as uncharacterized. The coding region runs from base 1 to 1128 and encodes 375 amino acids. Lineage: Eukaryota; Fungi; Ascomycota; Leotiomycetes; Helotiales; Helotiaceae. The transcript has a single exon. The record is from RefSeq and is a predicted model, not a curated record.
AUGGACGCUACGAAAGAAUCCAAACCACGUGAUGGAGGUCCGAUUCCAUAUGAGCUCGCGUCGCACCAUGCUUUGGGUGGUGGUUCUUAUGUCUUUUCAACCGAUUACGCCUCAUACCUGAAGUCCCUACUGCCUCCAGGAUCCAGGAAAACCGAAGUCAACAUCAUAAUCCAGCCAAACUCUUCCCCACACAUUGGUACACUCUGUAGCCUUGGUCUGGCGUUUACUGUCGCUCGUCGUCUGCAGGAUCUCGGCAUGGAUAUUAUCGUGAGAUGUGAUCUGUGGGACCGGGCAAAAGGGGAAGAAUCUGUGAUCGAGGGUAUCAAAUACCAGAGAGGUCUGCGAGAUACUGGACGCUUCCAACAACACCUCCCUGACUACAUAGAUAUUCUAAAUCUGCUCUCAAAACAAUACGCAGUGAAGUAUGAGCUGCGAUUUGAGAAAGAGUUUCUUCAGCAGUCUGGAAUCACGGCUGUGCUUCAAACCGUUAUAAAGAAUCGUGAGGUGUUGGGGAAACACCUUAUGCCUUCUACUGGAAAACUUGCUUUACGCGCACCUUGUCCCACUUGUGGUUUGGUUGACAAGUAUGGAGUCAACAAUGUCUAUUCAGAGGACUGUACAAGCGUUUCAUUCAGUUGCCCCUAUCAUGGCCGCUUCGUGUACACGACCAAAAAAGAUCCGCAACAAUUUCAAUUCAACUGUCAGCUUUUUAAUCUCGUUCUGGGGAUGUUUUAUGAGCAGGUUGAUUAUGGCUGGAUAGAGAUCUGCGGAAGCGACUAUACCGGAUUUUGGCAAGAGCAGCUCCUAUGGCGCUUCCUCUCAAAACCAGCUAUUAUCGUCUAUACACCAUUGAUCAGCGACUGGUCUGGGUCCAAGGUGUCAAAGUCAUUGUACUUACAAAAGACAGCAUAUGAUUACCUUCGCAAAGCAGGUCAAGGAUAUCUUCUCAGCUACAAUGUUCUUCGGCGAGAGGGUAAAGAUUUGACUAUGUUGUGGAAAGAGAUUGAGAGGUGGGUCGAUGAGCCGUAUCGACUUUUUCGAGGCUACAGCCUUCAAUACAUCCACCUUCUUUUUGAAGGCCACAAGUUACACCUCGGCAUCAUUCACGAUUCAAAGUGUCGUGGCUAG